CAUCUUUGUGAGGGGCAAAACAUCGCCAGGCCCAGUUAAGCAUUCCGCUCUCUGAUAGGCCGGGCAGGCUGGGCCAAUGAGAGGCCCUGGUGUUGGGGGGCCGGGUCCCCCACGUGGUUGUGGGGCGAGAGUAGCGGAGCGCCGGGGGCUGCCGCCAUGUUGCGCCGCGAGGCCCGGCAGCGCCGCGAGUAUCUGCACCGGCGGGCGCAGGAGGAUCGGAUCCGCGCCACCGAGAGCAAGAAGCUGCAACUCAAACAGGCGCUGGAGGAGAAUCGGCUGCUGCCCACAGAGCUGCGCCGGGAGGCUCUGGCACUGCAGAAGUCCAUCGAGUUUGAUGACCAGGGAGCAGAAGGGCUGGUGACACAGCAGGACGAUGAGUAUCGCUGGGCGGGCGUGGAGGAUCCCAAAGUGAUGAUCACGACCUCGCGUGACCCCAGCUCCCGCCUCAAGAUGUUUGCCAAGGAGAUGAAGCUCGUGGUGCCGGGCGCCCAGCGCAUGAACCGUGGGCGACACGAGGUGGGGGCCCUGCUCCGGGCCUGCAAGGCCAACGGCGUCACGGACCUGCUGGUGCUGCAUGAACACCGUGGGCAGCCGGACGGGCUGAUCAUCUCCCACCUGCCCUUUGGCCCCACGGCGUUCUUCACCCUCUGCAACGUGGUGAUGCGUCACGAGGUCCCCGAGAUUGGCACCAUGUCCGAGGCCAACCCCCACCUGAUCUUCCACAACUUCACCUCCCGUCUGGGCCAGAGGGUCUGCAGCAUCCUCAAGUACCUCUUCCCGGUGCCCAAGGAGGACAGCAAGCGAGUCAUCACCUUCGCCAACCAGGACGAUUACAUUUCCUUCAGGCACCACGUCUAUAAGAAGUUGGACCAUCGCAACAUCGAGCUGUCUGAGGUGGGGCCCCGCUUUGAGAUGAAACUGUACAUGAUCAAACUGGGCACGCUGGAGCAGGCAGCCACUGCCGACGUGGAGUGGCGCUGGCACCCUUACACCAACACGGCCCGGAAGCGGCAGUUCCUGAGCGCUGACUGAGGGCCCCCCCUGCCGGAGAUCGCUGGGGAGCUCACGUGGCGCCGGCUGGGAAUUCAACCCAGAGCAUUUUUCUCUGCCCUGGGCAGUGGGCGUCGGAGUGCAAAGGAGGGGCUCUGACUUGGGAGCGUCUACCCGUCCAUGAGGGAUGCCAGUGGCUCCAGCUGUGGUUUCUGGCCCUGGGGGUAUCACCCUCUGGUGGAGGGGGAAGUACCAGCAGAGCUGCAGUUUUCACACUUUUAUUUUUGUAGGGUCUGCUCUAAUACACAGCUUGGUUCAACCCUG
This is a messenger RNA of Dermochelys coriacea (leatherback sea turtle), 1314 nucleotides long. RefSeq names its product IMP U3 small nucleolar ribonucleoprotein 4 (gene IMP4). Gene Ontology annotation, biological process: rRNA processing. The transcript has 9 exons. The record is from RefSeq and is a predicted model, not a curated record. Gene Ontology annotation, cellular component: small-subunit processome; nucleolus; Mpp10 complex. Gene Ontology annotation, molecular function: rRNA primary transcript binding; snoRNA binding. NCBI's taxonomy places the organism in Eukaryota, Metazoa, Chordata, Testudines, Dermochelyidae. The coding region runs from base 157 to 1032 and encodes 291 amino acids.